CCCCGUCCCCGAACUAGUAGUCCUGGUAGCCGCCGGAAGUGGGGAGCGCCGAAGCCGGAAGUCCCGCCCCUUCCUCCCAGAGGGAAGACGGUGAGCCGGAGGAGUCAGUCAGAGGGGCGAGCGGGAGCGGCCCCGCCGGCAAACAGGCUAUGAGAGCCCAGUGACCGCAGCUGACACGGAAGCUCGCCGGCUCUAUUAAUGAUGGAUCCCGGAAAGAAGCCGGGGAGCGAUGAGGGUGACCGUGUAAACGAGGAGGCAGAACACCCGAGCCACAGCGCAUCCCACGGUGUGGACCGUGGGCCUGUAUCUGAUGAGACAGCGGACUCCGCUGAGAAUUCCACAAACAAAAGGGGUUUUGCAGAGUCCUCGGACUUGGACCACAUUGUCGAGGAGGACAACGGAAAUAAACGCGCUUCUAAGCGAAUGAAACUAGUGGAGGCUGAGCCCUUGGGGCUGGGAGAGCCGGGCACCCAUGGGUCAGGGAGCCCGGAAGGCACAGGCCCAGGAGAGGGUGUUGCGUUGCCGGGGACUGGGGCGGAGCCCCUCCCGAGUUGCCGUGAUGGCAGCCCAGGUCUUCCCGGCCACCCGAGCCCGGGUGAAAUGGCCGCUGAGAAGGAGCCUGCUCAGGAGACCACAGCGUUCCUCCAUCUUGGAGGGGAGCCACCCUCGCCCACCAAAGAGAUGCGCGGGAGCGGUGCCCUCGGGGGCCCACGUGCCUGCUUGCCCGCCUCCUGCCCACACGCUGAGAAGCAUGCCGCGCGCCCCUCACUGCGGCCCGAGGACCAGGCCUGUGGCCCCGCUGCCGACGGUGGCCUGGCUUUCCCUGGGCACGCCGGGCAGGCGCGUGGCCCGCUGAGGGCCUUCUCCUGUGAGCUCUGCGGCUUUCAGUGUGCCGAGGAGAACCUGCUGAACGCACACUGUCUCGGCAAAACACAUCUCCGGCGGCAGAACCUCGCUGCCCGUGGAGGGUUCGUACAGAUCUUAACCAAACAGCCUUUGCCCAAGAAGCCGAGUUCCAUGGGAGCGAAGGCUGGCCGCACAAAGCCGAGAGCAUCUAGGCCGGUAGCCAGGAACGGCGACUCAAAAGUGUUGCGGAGCGUUGGAGCGGGCACAUUCAGAGAUUUCAGAGGAAGCUUUUCUAAACAAAGUGGGCACGGCAGCGAGCUGCUGGUUGAAAUGAGGCCGUCCAGGAACACCUCUCCAGAGAAAAUGGAGGUCGUUGAAGAAAACGUAACCUCCCACGAUGCAGCCGGGAAUCCCGAGAACCAGAGCAGAAAGCUGGGUGUGGUUAUCACCUCCGAGAGGCUCCUAGAUAGGCUAGAGUCCAGCAGAAACACGGCCCAGGCAGCCCCCGGCCUCAGCACAGCCUCAAGACCCAGGCCCGAGCGUGGCUUCCUUGUGCUGGGCAGCGGCUUCCGACGGCGUGCUGGCGCCUUCGCUUUGAAGGGCCAGGUGAAGAAGAGGUGUGCGCUCCUAGGAGUUAGUAAAAGGGGCGCUAACGAAGUGCAGAGGCUGUAUUCGAAGCACUUGAGGGCCCCGAUAAAAAUGAGCGACGCGGAGUCGGCGCCUCUGCACGGGGACACGCGCCUGAUACCCCCAGAGACCCAGGCCCCGAAGCAGGACAGGACAAACGCGCAUCUCCCCGGCUCCUCCAACUCUCUGGCGGGGAGGCCAGCUCCCGACCACCAGGUGGCGUGCACUUGUUCGGCCUGUGGUCACACAGCCACAAGCAGGGCGGAGCUGGAGAUCCACGUGACAAGGUGCCACGCGGGCGAGUUGCGGUUUCACUGCCAGACGUGUGGCUUCUCUAGCGCAUCCAGGAGGGACGUGGAGGAGCACGCGCACAGCCACCAGCAUCAGCAGACCGCCUCCGGCCUGCAUUGCCAAUGUUGUUCGUUUACUUCCCUGAACGAGGUGGACCUGAGAGACCACAUGAAGGAGAAGCACAGUAUGGGUUUCCUCUGCCCGCCCUGUCGUCUGUUCUUCUCCUCCGAGAAAGACGUGGAGGAACACAGAGCAACUGAGAAGCACAUUCACUUGUUGGGUCAGACAAAGUCUUCUCAGUCAUUUAAUGGUGAUUCAGCUUUACAGACGUUCCCCUUAAGUACUUUAGAAUCAGAAAAUGCAAAAGUUUCUGCGAGUGAGGCCGGAAAAUCAGCUCAGGAAGAGCCAGCUAAGUCCAGGGUAAGCCACGGAAAUGAAGCGAGGCAUUCGAGUAAGCCUCAGUUUCAGUGCAAGAAGUGUUUUUACAAAACAAGAUCUUCCACUGUUCUCACGAGACACAUAAAGCUCCGCCACGGUCAAGACUAUCACUUUCUUUGUAAAGCGUGUAAUCUUUAUUCCCUGAGCAAAGAAGGAAUGGAGAAACACAUCAAGAGAAGCAAGCAUCUUGAAAAUGCUAAGAAAAAUAACAUUGGCCUAAGCUUUGAGGAAUGUAUUGAAAGGGUCUGCAUAGGUGCAAAUGACAAGAAAGAAGAGCUUACUGUCCCCGGGAAUGGGAGGACAGAAGGCCACGGAGAAGGUGUGCAGUUCCAGGAGCAGUCCUGUCUCGACCAGAGCAUCCUGCCUCCCCAGGAACCGUCACUGUCCGGUGUCAUUACCAAAGAGGGUGAAUUAGCUCCACCCCCGACUCCAAAGAGGGGGCGACCUAAAGGCAACAUCUCUCGGACCUGUUCACAUUGUGGUCUCCUGGCCUCCAGUAUCACGAACUUGACUGUGCACAUUCGACGAAAACACAGUCACCAGUACAGUUAUUUAUGCAAAGUCUGUAAGUAUUACACCGUAACCAAGGGAGACAUGGAACGUCAUUGUGCCACCAAGAAGCAUAAAGGACGUGUAGAAAUUGAAGCGAGUGGAAAACAGAGUUCCGAUAUUGUUGUUGGCCCUGAAGGCGGUAACCUUGAUGCCAGUAGGAAGAACACCAGUGUGGCAGAUGAGUCUGCCAACCCUCCAGUGGAAGCAGACACCUCCGUUUCACAACAGCCACCACUCGAGCAAGGGAAUCCAGUGGAAGUGGAAGUUGAGAACGUGUUUCACCCUGAAGAUAGGGAGACUGGCAGUCACCUUAUUGAGAAAAAGGAGCAAACCUCUGUGGAUCCAGAGGACCUUCAGGGUGACACAUGCCCCCAGAAAGAUGAUGCGAGUACAGAUGAAAACAGAUGUACACACUGUGAGUUUAAGGCACACUCUUCCACCUCUCUCGAGCUGCACGUAAAACGGAAACAUACAAGAGAGUUUGCCUUUUAUUGCAUGGCAUGUGAUUACUAUGCUGUGACUCGACGGGAGAUGACCAGGCAUGCGGCAACAGAAAAACACAAGGUGAAAAGGCAGUCUUACCUGAACUCUACUAAUGUACAAGCCAGUUCUUCAGAAGUGUCCAAAACCAUCAUUAUUCCCCAAGGGCAGCAGCAACAGAAUUCUGAGGAAUUUCAGAUUAUUUCAGACCAACCCUCUGAAACUCUCAAAUCUAGAAAUGCCGCUGAUUGCUCUAUUUUGGAUGAGAAUACCAAUUUAGAUAUGUCCAAGGUAUUCUGUGCUUCUGACUCUGUAGAAACUGAGACUGAGGAAGAGUCUAACCUCAGUGAAGAUCAUUCCUUUUGUGAAACUUUCCAGCAGCCCCUUGCCAAGGACAAAGUUAUAAAACCGGAGGAGAUGGUACCCCUUAGUAUUUCUUCUAAUUGUGGCUCCCCAAGCAAAUUUCAGAAUGAAAACUCAGGAAGCUCAGCUCUGAAUCAUGAGACAGCAAAGAAAAGGCACAGUAUGUUGAAUGACAUCAGUAGUCCAAACACAUAUGGCGAGAGUGAUGGAGGAAACGCAGAGGACAAAGCUGAUAAAGUCCUUGGCAAACGUGGGUGUCCCAGAGCUGUAGAUGGAGAGCAUCCAGCCAAGAGUGCCAUGCUGACAGCUCCCAGAGAGCUGCUCAACCUGGGGAGCAGUGAUCAGGACAGAGCUGGAAGCAUGCAGAGUUCAGGGGACUUGAAAGAUGUUCCGGAAGAUCCCGUUCUGGAGAGUAAGGAGAUUCUGAUGAAUUCCCGACAUGAAACCAAAGUGAUUUUGGAAGAGGAUGGUCCAGCUUCUGACAGCACCAUUGACAACAAUGAUGUUUAUGAAACUAUAAUCAGUAUUGAUGAUAAAGGGCAGGCCGUGUACAGUUUCGGCAGAUUUGAUUCUUCCAUAAUAAGGAUCAAGAACCCCGAAGAUGGGGAGCUCUUCGACCAGUCUCAAGAGGGGCUUGUGGCAGCCGGAGUGAGGAUGAGUGAACUGCCCUUGAAGGACUGUGCUCAAGGUGUGAAAAAGAAGAAAGCGGACAGUAGUUCCUUUGCAGAGUCCACCCGGAUUCGCUGUGAUGACUGCGGCUUUUUGGCAGACGGUCUGAGUGGCCUGAACGUGCACAUAGCCAUGAAACACCCGACGAAGGAGAAACACUUCCACUGUCUGCUGUGCGGCAAGUCCUUCUACACGGAGAGCAACCUCCACCAGCACCUGGCCAGCGCCGGCCACAUGCGGAAUGAGCAGGCCAGCGUGGAGGAGCUGCCCGAGGGUGGCGCCACCUUCAAGUGCGUCAAGUGCACGGAGCCCUUUGACUCCGAGCAGAAUUUGUUCCUGCACAUCAAAGGGCAGCACGAGGAGCUGCUCCGAGAGGUGAACAAGUACAUCGUGGAGGACACUGAGCAGAUCAACCGCGAGAGGGAGGAGAACCAGGGCAACGUGUGCAAGUACUGUGGGAAGAUGUGUCGCAGUAGCAACUCGAUGGCGUUCCUGGCGCACAUUCGCACGCACACAGGAUCAAAACCAUUCAAGUGCAAGAUAUGCCAUUUUGCAACAGCUCAGCUUGGCGAUGCCAGAAACCAUGUCAAAAGGCACCUUGGGAUGAGGGAAUACAAGUGUCAUGUCUGUGGGGUUGCAUUUGUUAUGAAGAAACACUUAAAUACACAUCUAUUAGGCAAACAUGGAGUUGGCACACCAAAAGAAAGGAAGUUCACCUGCCACUUGUGCGACAGAAGUUUCACGGAGAAAUGGGCCCUCAACAACCACAUGAAACUGCACACGGGGGAGAAGCCGUUCAAGUGUACCUGGCCUACCUGCCACUACUCCUUCCUCACGGCGUCCGCCAUGAAAGACCACUACAGGACGCACACAGGCGAGAAGUCGUUCCUGUGUGACCUCUGUGGCUUUGCGGGUGGGACCCGGCACGCCCUCACCAAGCAUCGCAGGCAGCACACAGGAGAAAAACCUUUCAAAUGUGACGAGUGUAACUUUGCUUCCACGACCCAGUCUCACCUGACACGGCACAAGCGGGUACACACAGGAGAGAAGCCCUAUAGAUGCCCCUGGUGCGAUUACAGUGACGGAGCCAGCUGAAACAGCGACGAUGAACAGUGCCUAAACUAUACCUGACGACUCAGACGGCGCACGUCAGCUGAGGGUUUUGUGACAGAGCGGGAGGCCUGGUAGUAAUUUUGAAGCGUCGGCCGUGCCUCUCUCUUGAACUGGAGAACUCCAGCUUCACACCCCGGAACCUCUACGCCCAACUGCUGUGACAAGGCUCCCACAUUUGGGGGCGCUGCAUAAUGCUAAAUUUAAAUUUGUUGUGGUUAGAGUUUUGAAUCAAACAACACAGAAAUUGUGUCAUGGGAUUGCUCUGCUCCCCCUACAUAUACACCCAGUCCUGGGAUUUUAUUUGCUUUCUACGAAGAAUUUACUUCCACAAAAGAUUGCACUGCUCUGACUGUUAGAUGUAAUUCACAAUUUUGCUUGGCACAAUUGAGGGUGACCAUUUAACCAACAGUCAUUUAAAUGUCAUCUUUUAAAGUGUGUCUUCUUUUCUGUGACUUAUUCUAAACAAUUUUGCUCAUGGUUGAGGACUUCUCUAAGACUGGCACGUAUGACAGGCCCCUCUAGUGACGUCAGAAGUCUGUGGAAACUCACAGGCAUUUACUGUGAUGACUCCCAUGUGUAUUUACAACCCUUUCUGUUUGUUUUACCUUCAUUUGUUUGACUUUAUUAGUAAUCACAAAUAUGGUAUAACUCUUAUCAAUCACAGCUUUAAUUAUAUUCUUUAUGUCCAUUUGUACUAAAACUUCGGUUUCACCCCAUUUUAGAUUGAUCCCUGCCUUCUUCAAAUUGCCAUAUUUCUAGAAACAUAUAACUCGACUGGAAUGGUCCUACCAAGAGAAACGUAAUAAUAAGGACCAUGCGGCAGUGGAGUUAGUGUGUGUAUGGCAUGGAAAGAGAAGCAAAUAUAUCACUCCGCAGGGUGAGAUAGGGUGCAUGAUUUGUUUUCAUGACUUAGGGUAUAUUAUAACUGCUGAGUGUUGGUGUCAGUUGUACUAAACCACUAAAAAGUGGAAAUAAGUCAUCUAUAUUGCUCCACAGGUUGAUGUAUGCUUUUCUUUUGCAUUCACUCACAUUCUGUUUGGGUUUCCUUUGAUUCUAUAGGAAUUUUCGCUGCUUUGUUUUAUUAUAAAUUCGAGUUCCACAGGAGGAUUAUGGCUGCAUCUCAGAAUUUGGUUUUAGCUUGUCUUUCACCUUUAAAAAUGAAAAGUGCUUUUCCCUUUGCAAAUUGAGAUAGUUCUGGAUAUCUUGCCAUAAAUUUUUGGCACCAUUUCUGUGAGUACAUAAAGGUAAUAGAAAUGAUCAGCAUAGUGCCCCUGAGGUAGGUUCAUUUUAGCAUUGGCUACAAUGUUUUAUUAAAACAGUUGGGGCAGCUUCUGUCCUAUCGGCUAGCACAGCUUUCUUAAGAAGGUUCUCAAAGACACGACAGAAGAGUGGCAGUGAAUAAGGAAUAUAUAGUAAGGAAUAUGUAUAGUAAGGAAUAUAUAGGAAGUGCACCCUCAGAUUCAAGGAGCUGUGUGCCUGGGAAAUAUAUGGAUAACAUCAGCAUAUAUACAGACACACACACACACACACAAAGUUACGUGCUCCUCCCAAUUACUGAUUUCGUAUGAGCUGUGUAAGCAACGCUAUGAAUGUAAAGGUCACACAAUCCAAAUCUUACUUCUUGUCGUGGGCGCUUUGUUUUCAACUAUGUACCCACACAGACAUAUUCUACCUGCCUUGCAUCCAUUUUAACACAACAGCCUUCCAAAGCAUGGUGUGUUCUGAUGUAAAAGAGAUUCAAAACAAGGCUCCAGCUUUAUUCUUACAGCUUUUUUUUGGUUUAAAAGUGGAAUAUAUGUUUGCUUUAGCUGUGAAAGCACAAUCAAGGCACCGUGAUAAGUGAGUCAGCGCUGUAAAAGUGAAGCGAGCUUUGCCUUCACUCACAUGAGCUAUAGAAGGAGGAAGCUUUAUUGUCCCUGGGAAAGUGAUAAGGCAGAGUAAUUGUAUAUUAUACUGUCCCGGAACAUCUGCCUGAAGACUGUUGGAGCAAUUCAUCUAUCAUGGACGAUGCAGCAUGUUUUGUCUUUCUGCUUUAACCCGUCCCCACUGCUGGCCUGCGCGGAGGUUUUGAUAGGGACUGCGCCUGGGCCCGGGCUCCCAUUAAUCAGUCCCCUUGUUCAACACUCCAGCUGACAUAAUUACAACCUGCGCACAGCAGUUAUUCAAGUCGAGUCCUUGUCACUCGUGGUGCGAAACUACACGGCGCCGAUCCCGGAGGAGAUUGCCUUAUCACACAGAACAAGGGCUCGCAGGAGCCGAAGGGAAUAGGAAUGCGGAAAUGUCUUCCGGGAGCGCUAUAUAUUCCUUUAAAAUAAGACAUUUGAGAGACUUACAAGGGACAAAGGGAAGCAUUGUGUGCGGUGACUGAAAUGAACCGGUUAUGAUUUUUAAAUGCAUUACGUGGAGCAAUUUUGUAAAAAUGGACAUAGGUUAUUAAAUAAACUCAGUUGUCCCCUCGUCA
Molecule: messenger RNA, 7840 nt
Organism: Bubalus bubalis (water buffalo)
Lineage: Eukaryota; Metazoa; Chordata; Mammalia; Artiodactyla; Bovidae
Gene: ZNF407
Product: zinc finger protein 407
Exons: 8
Coding region: 199-5361 (1720 amino acids)
Biological process (GO): regulation of gene expression
Cellular component (GO): nucleus
Molecular function (GO): zinc ion binding; nucleic acid binding
Source: RefSeq, a predicted model, not a curated record